Messenger RNA from Scomber scombrus (Atlantic mackerel), 1338 nucleotides. RefSeq names its product zic family member 3 heterotaxy 1 (odd-paired homolog, Drosophila) (gene zic3). The transcript has 3 exons. Gene Ontology annotation, cellular component: nucleus. Gene Ontology annotation, biological process: central nervous system development; regulation of transcription by RNA polymerase II. Gene Ontology annotation, molecular function: RNA polymerase II cis-regulatory region sequence-specific DNA binding; DNA-binding transcription factor activity, RNA polymerase II-specific. The coding region runs from base 1 to 1338 and encodes 445 amino acids. The record is from RefSeq and is a predicted model, not a curated record. NCBI's taxonomy places the organism in Eukaryota, Metazoa, Chordata, Actinopteri, Scombriformes, Scombridae.
AUGACUAUGCUUCUUGAUAGCGGUCCGCAGUUCGCAUCGUUAGGGAUGGGGGGUUUCGGGACACCACGGCAUCACGAAAUCGGUAACAGAGACCCGAGUCUGGGACUCAAUCCUUUCACCGAUUCCUCCCACUCCGCAGCGUUCAAAAUCAGCCCCGUAGCUCACGAUAUUGCCUCCAGUCAGACAUCAGCUUUCACCCCGCAAGCCACUGGAUAUGCAGCCGCGCUGGGGCACUCUCACGGCGGGCAGGUGGGCUCGUACAGUGGGGGAGCGUUCAAUUCAACACGGGACUUUCUCUUCCGGAACCGGAGCGUUGGAGAGCACACAGCGCCGAGCGCCCAGCAUGGGAUCUUUGCAGCUUCGGCGGGGAGCCUCCACGGGCCGCCGGGGAUCACCGAUAACCCCGGACAUCUGUUGUUUCCAGGACUUCACGACCAGGGGGUGAGCCACACUUCACCGAGUGGACAUGUAGUUAACAGCCAAAUGCAUCUUGGUUUACGCGGGGACAUUUUCGGAAGACCUGAUCCGUACCGUCCGGUCGCAAGCCCUCGGACGGACCCCUACGGGGCUCAGCUCCACAACUACAACCAUCCUAUCAAUAUGAACAUGGGGAUGAAUGUGCCGACACACCACGGUCCAGGGGCCUUCUUUAGAUACAUGAGGCAGCCGAUUAAACAAGAAUUAUCCUGCAAAUGGAUAGACGAGAACCAGAUGAACAGACCCAAAAAGACUUGUGAUAGGACUUUCAGCACCAUGCACGAGAUGGUCACUCAUGUGUCCAUGGAGCACGUCGGCGGCCCCGAGCAGAGCAACCACAUCUGCUACUGGGAGGACUGUCCGAGAGAAGGGAAAUCUUUUAAGGCCAAGUACAAACUGGUCAACCACAUCCGUGUGCAUACGGGCGAGAAACCGUUCCCAUGCCCGUUCCCCGGAUGUGGGAAAAUAUUCGCCAGAUCGGAAAAUUUAAAAAUCCACAAAAGAACACAUACAGGUGAGAAGCCGUUUAAGUGUGAAUUUGAUGGCUGUGACAGACGAUUCGCGAACAGCAGCGACAGGAAAAAGCACAUGCAUGUGCACACAUCAGACAAGCCAUACAUCUGCAAAGUGUGCGACAAGUCAUACACACACCCCAGCUCUCUCAGGAAACACAUGAAGGUACAUGAGUCUCAAGGAUCUGAAUCGUCUCCAGCAGCAAGCUCCGGAUACGAGUCAUCCACACCGCCAGUGCUGGUUUCAGCCACCACCGAGGACCCGACAAAAACACCGCCGUCAGCCGUGCAAAACACGUCUGGUCACAGCGAAGGACUGGCACCCAACUUUAAUGAAUGGUACGUUUGA